UCAAGAGUUUCCUCGGGUAAUCUGGCGCUUUUCAGCAUGGUUGAAUGGUAAAUAAUUUGACACUUGCAUAGUAAUCAAUACUGAAAGUCCAAUGGAGCUUAUCAGUGGAAAUAAGUUUUAAUCCAGUGUAGUACCCGGGUAAUGCAAGUCGCCUAAUGUGUAAGCAUGUAGUUAAGGAGGCGAAAGUCGAGGAAACCGAGAAAUUACAAUGUUGAAGGGCCCAGGGCCAACUCCCUACGUAAAACACGGGCAGGGGAAAACGGCCUGUACAAUUCUAACGGAGGAUGGGUGUAUUUAUCCCGUGAUUUCGUCACUGUCUUAUAAUGAUCGGACUAAAUCGGUUCCCCAUGAAUACGGGAGAGGGGCACGUCCAAUGCACAGGUCAACACUGACCAUUGCUAAACCUCCCUGGUCACCUGAACAGGAAUUCAAGACUACUAGUAAACAGUACUUCAGUGGCAGUAAGAGCCUGAAUCCAGUCCGAAGGCCCCCGCUGUGUCCCUCCAUGCACAGAUCACAGUGGACCAUUGGUCAUAACAUGCAGGACACCACGUUUGAUACAGAAUACUCCAAGACUUACUUUGAAAAGGACAUUGUACCGUUACAGAGGGAGAGGUGUCGUAACCAACAGAAUGCCAAUCGACUCCAUCUGACAUCGCUUGUCAAUAGAAUUGACCAGACGGAGGGCAAAGACAUGAAGACUACAGUACACACUGACCCUCACGCCCCCACUUACUGGUCACAGUACAACCGAGUACAUGGAAAACUAGGUCAAAUGCGGGGGCCUGGGGUCGAAAGAGAAAGAGCAAUCCGUCAGAGCUACAAUAUAUUUACAGGUGAAGAAACGGGUACUGCCUGGAAAUGUGACAAUAAGCGAAUUUCUGGAAACCGUGUGUUGGUGAAUACCAGAGAAAGUAAUGACUGGUACCUACAGGACUAGUGAAAAAUAAGUGAUAAUUCGACUGCUUACAGGACUAGUGAAAAUAAGUGAUAAUUUCACUGCUUACAACUAGUCAUCUGGUUCAAUGUGAUAUUUUCUACUCAUUUACUAAUCAGAAUAUACAAACUUAUGUUGGCAUAUAUGGAAGAUAUAGAGACCAUAAUCAUUCUGGUACAUAUGUAUAUCUAUUCUGAAACUUUCAUAUAUAGAUUUCACUCUUUCAUGUACAUGUAAAUAAAUUGUUAUCAAUUUGGAAAAUACUCCCCAA
Ostrea edulis (European flat oyster) is the source of this 1208-nucleotide messenger RNA. RefSeq lists its product as uncharacterized. The record is from RefSeq and is a predicted model, not a curated record. Lineage: Eukaryota; Metazoa; Mollusca; Bivalvia; Ostreida; Ostreidae. The transcript is spliced from 5 exons. The coding region runs from base 209 to 940 and encodes 243 amino acids.